Molecule: messenger RNA, 4116 nt
Organism: Pocillopora meandrina
Lineage: Eukaryota; Metazoa; Cnidaria; Anthozoa; Scleractinia; Pocilloporidae
Source: the annotation of a GenBank genome assembly
AUGGCAACCAGAAGAACAGGGCAGUUAGUUCAACGCAGCACAGCUUCGAGCGGAAUAAUGCCAGAAGAUAACCCUGACAUCGAAGGAAAUGAAGGUUACGAAAGCGACGGGGAAUCUGGUGAUAGGAAAGAGACUAGACUCACACUGAUGGAAGAAGUGCUUCUGUUAGGACUAAAAGACAAAGAGGUAGUCUUUUUAAAACUGUUCUUGGUGUAAAUUUUUUAGGUCUUUGUUAACGGAGAGUUUCGCUUCUCCAAUUAGGGUUACACGUCGUUUUGGAAUGACUGUAUUUCUUCGGGCUUGCGCGGAUGUAUGAUGAUUGAACUGGGUCUUAGAGGAAGAAUUGAACUCGAGAAAACGGGAAUGCGACGGAAAAGCUUGCUUAACAGACGUGUUCUUUUCAAGAAUGAUAAUCUAACGGGUGAUGUUUUGCUGGACGAGGCCUUGAAACAUAUUAAAGAAACUGAUCCGCCUGAUACGGCGCAAAACUGGAUAGAACUUCUUAGUGGUAAGUCGAUUGUAGUUUAUUAAACGAAACACCAUCACAUUAUUUAUGCCAUAUUCUUAGAGAGGUUCGAUUUUCUCGCUAUAACUCAAAUACAUUUAACUUUGUGUUUCGAGCGAACGUUGUAGCUAUCGUAUGUUUUAUAAUCACAGCCGCGCAAAACAAUUCUAUUCGUUUUCUGGCGAUGACAAUGACAAAUAUUUUAUCUGUUUUUUUCCGUGACGAUCUACGGUUUGUGUGUCAGGCGUUGUGUUUUGAGAUUCACAACCUCUUUAGCCCUGUAGAAGCCUGGAAGGUUUCUCCGAAAAAGCUGAAUUCUUUUAGGUCAUAUGGUAAUGAGAUCUGUUGGCCCUGGAGAUAUUUUAACGUGUCACUAUUUAACAUAUUGCUGUUUAUAAUCAAAUAUUCACCCUGGAGUAAGUUUUCUAAUAUGAUUUAUCCAUGGGAUACCUUAACUUUUGGAAUAGAACUGUGACUACUUUGGCCAUUGCUACAGAAUUAGGUUUUCGAUAGAAAGACAUUAGUGCGUGCUUCUGCCUGAAACCACAGUACCAUACACGUUAAACAUUGCCACCAUUUGUUUAUUUAUGGUUUAAAUUGUGUUAUUAUUACCUCUUUUAUUCUAUGAUGUAGAGGUAAAGAAUGUAUGCUUGGUGGAAUUCUAAUUUGUGUAAGAUUUGUAGAUAUCUUGCCCUAAGUCCUAUGUUUCAAGUUGUCCUUUUUUCAAAUGUUUUUUCUUGUAAUCAGAAGUGUUGCAGUUGUCCAGUUCAAUGUUGAACUUCCUAGCAAUAGUUACCCUAGAAUUAAAACAAUAUUAGGGGUCUAGAGAGUCUCCUAUACUGACUCCUUGGUGUGAACAAAAAAAGAAUGUCUCUACACAAUGUUAAUACACCAAUACACUUCAAAGCUUAAUCUUUAUGAGAAGAAAGAAAAAUAUCAGCAAGGGUGAAUUGUUUCAUUUGUACAAAAUUUUCAUGGCUAAAGCUGCACAAAUUGUACAGUAGACAGUGCUGAGAAUUGGUAUUUAGAUAUUACCUGUAAAAGCUGUAGCAAUUUGAAAAUGUAAACUGUACAAUAGACAGUGCCAAGUGUUAAGUAUACACUGGUGCAUUUUUCAAAGAAAAAUUUUGGGGUAAAGAGUGCUUCUAUACCAUACAUUACACUUUAUUCAUUUAUAAAGAAUAGUUUGAAAAACUUACCAAAGAGAAAAAAUGGCUUGAUCAUACAUGUUUUUGCUAGAAGCAGUUUUUUAGUUCUAAAAUGUUUUAGAUUGAGAUUUUUGUGGAAAUACCUUUGAGACCUUCCACUGUUAUUUCUUUGACAGGUGAGACUUGGAACCCUCUGAAGCUUAGAUAUCAGCUGAGAAAUGUCCGAGAACGUCUGGCAAAGAAUCUUGUGGAAAAAGGUGUUCUUACAACUGAGAAACAGAAUUUCCUCCUGUUUGACAUGACUACCCACCCUCUUGUAGAUUCUGUUUCCAAACAAAGAGUAGUGCGCAAAGUGCAAGAGGCUGUUUUAUCAAAAUGGGUGAAUGAUCCUCAUCGAAUGGAUAAGAGGACUUUGUCACUUAUCUAUCUUGCUCACUCCUCAGAUGUUCUGGAGAAUGCAUUUGCUCCACUGUCAGAUGACGAUUAUGAACUAGCAAUGAAACGUGUUAAGGACCUUUUAGAUCUUGAACCAGAAGAACAAGCACAGAAACCAAAUGCUAAUGAGGUCAUGUGGUGUGUUAUUUCUGCAUUUAUUAAAUAAAGUACUGUGGGUAAAUGUAGGUAGGAUUCAUCUGGUGCAUAAAAUCACUUUUCACAGACAUGUGUUGCUUGAAGGAGUUCUGCCAUGACAUUUCAAUCUAUUAUCUCUAUCACGCAAUAUUGCCUUCAGCAUCAGAGAAGUCACAAAAUAUUAGUGUGAUGAAAUAGAAAAAUACCUAUGUGGGAAGAGUAAUGGAUCAUGAACAAGGAUGGUGAAACAAGGUAAUCUCCUGUACAUGCUCAGCAUAAACUUUUGAUUGGGCACAAACUAUGGCAUAACUCCUUGAAGUAAGCAACUCAGAGAACAUGGAAAUGUGCUCAAGCCAUUUUUUUUUUCUUUUUUUUUUUUCAUUUAGGUAUUCAUUCAUUGUUUCAAAAUUAGUGUAGGUUAGUUGGGUUGCAUUAUAAUUGCUUACCCAAAGCUGAGUACUCUUAAACAUGAAAAGCUGUUUGCUCUCUUUGUGUCCUUUUUCAAAGGGCUUGUAUACACACAAGUAAUGAACACUUUCUUGUUGGUCUAUGAUUAGUCAUGUAAGGUAGUUGAAGGUACAGUUGAGGACAGUAAUUAGGGCCAAAGGAAUGGAUUUUAAGAAAGGAAUUGAGUGUUUUUUAGUCUUGUGUUGUUUCUGUUUAUUAUGGACUUCUAGCAUACUUCAUGGAUGUUUUAAAUGAUUAAUUUGGAUAUUUGUCAGAAAAAAUAUACACAUCGGGGACUUUGUGAAAUGUUUCAUAGAUAAGCUGAACAAUCACGAUUGAAGUAUUGUUAUUUUUAAUACUAUUAAUUGUAAAAAUACAUUGUUCAUACUAAUUAAUACCUAAUAAAUAGCUGAGUAAUAUCGUAUUUAGCUCUUCCUGUAUACAUUCAAAGCCAAUGGGGAAUAAUUUAAAGGGAACAUUGUAAUUAUUAUACCUGAGAUCAUUAACAAGCAACAGAGUAGCAGCAUUUCUGUUUUACCCUGCUAGUGAUAGGUAUUCAAGGUAGCUGGUAUGUAGUUUGCUAUUAGAAUAUGAAGACAGAGAGGAGAUUCAGAUGGGCUUGUUAAAAGGAAAGCUAUGAAAUAUAGAGUGUAUAUGUCUGGAAGACGUUUUAUCCAUAAGAGUACCAAACAAUUGCCUUCUAAAAAUUCUCCUUCCCCUACAGAAACUCUCUUCUGCCACAGAAAUUGUGGAAGAGCACUGUAGAAUUGUCAUAUUUAUGUCUGGAAAUUAUGACUUGAACUUGAUAUAAACCUUCACAUUACUGAUUUUUUGACAAAUGUAAAGACCCAGAGAAUGGCUUUUUCGUUUUGCAUUCUUAAAUAUCAAUGCUUAGAGAAACCAUUGAUGUUCUAGCCAGGUUUUUGGGAAACCAUAAGAGUUUUCAGUCAUUUUGAUAUCUGUUAGAGAAAAGCUGACUGUAAUCAAUAUGUACAGUAAUGUUAGCUGUUCUUAACUGUUAAACUGUUGAAUUGGUGUUUUAAGAUUUAAGUCAGCCAGGUACCAACCUUGAUAAGAACACCAAAUAUUAUAGUAGAAUUCUUGCCAAAAAAUUAAAGACUUUUUGUCUUUGCCAGACUUCUAAAGGUUAUUCAUUGUGGAUUUAUCCAGUAGAGAAAAAAGUAAAUGUUGAUUUCUCUUCACCAGUUCUGGUUAGAGUUAUGUAACUUUGUAACCUGUGAAAAGAGAUGCAUUUCAUUACAACUGGAAGGUCCUUAUCUAAUAGGUUGGCAUACAGAGCAGGAGCAGUUUUGGUGAGCAGAUGCAUGUUACUAUCUAAGUGAAGCUGGUAGCUUGCCAUCUUUUGAUGUUUUACAACGGCAGAAGGUUGUGGAGAGAAAGAAACUUGUACUAAGGGGGUGAGUGAUAGUCAAAAGGAAAGAGAGG